Penicillium roqueforti is the source of this 1236-nucleotide messenger RNA. RefSeq lists its product as uncharacterized. The transcript has a single exon. The record is from RefSeq and is a predicted model, not a curated record. The coding region runs from base 1 to 1236 and encodes 411 amino acids. NCBI's taxonomy places the organism in Eukaryota, Fungi, Ascomycota, Eurotiomycetes, Eurotiales, Aspergillaceae.
AUGUAUCAUUACUCCAGUCCACCACCCGGGUGGUCAACCUACGACUACACCCAAACUCAAUCACCUCCCACCUCACCUCAAUACGCCUACUACGCCUCUCAGUUCGCCAACGCCUACACUUCACCCCGCGGGACCUCGCGACGACACAACCGCAAAGCCAGCUACUCAACCACCAAAGAAACACCAUGGUAUUCGUCGGGCCACCCACAAGGCUACUAUGAAGCAACUCCAGACUAUGGCAUUCCAUCGCGAAAGCACGAUCAUGUAAGUGCUUCUUUUGCGGGAAAGCCCAAACACCACCGAUACUCCUCGACCGGUCACCCUACGGGGGAUGGCCUCGGCAACGGAUACCACCCGUCGCAAUCGCAGGCUCGUCCCAUCUUCGUAGAUGUGGUCGACGAAGCAUUCGAUGUCCCGCGCACCCACGUUCGCGAACCCCGUACCGGUCGCCGUCCCCCGGCCUCGAACCCCACUCGAGAUGGCCCUGGCCAGCACCGUCGCACUACCUCGACCUCUUACCGCAAAUCAAAUCCAGCUGAUUCUCACUUUUACUUCACUCAGGCUCCUAACGGCGAGGAUAUCGAUGCGGCCAGACGUUCCCAUACCAGGCGCCAAUCUACAUCAACUCGCACUCCCAACAAACCCAAACCACCGCCUGCUUCUGCCAAACCGCCACCCACCGCCACCGAAGAUGACGCCGAGGCCGCAGGGAUCCCUCCAGGAUAUUCGAUCAAAAACUGGGACCCCACCGAGGCGCCGAUCAUCUUGCUCGGUAGUGUGUUUGAUGCGAACUCCCUCGGCAAAUGGAUCUACGACUGGACUGUCUUUUAUCAUGGCGCAUCGACGCCCAUGGCCGACGUCGCGGGCGACUUGUGGCUAUUGUUGAUCAAGCUGGCGGGCAAAGUAAAGAGGGCUGAUGAAUGUCUCCCUCGCAUCCAUCGCGUGGAGGCGCAGGAAGUCGUCGAAGACUUCCUUGAAAGUGGCGAGCGCCUCUGGUCCCGAUUCAAGAAGCUCCUCAAGGGCUGCGAACUUUACAUGUGGAAGGCCGCCAAACGAGAAGGUGGCAAAGGGCCCGUAUCAAUGGGCCGCAAUGCAGGUUGCGAAUUUGUCGAAUCGAUUUUCGGUCGCGACCGUGAGCUUGAAAGUACCGAGAAGCUCAUGAAUAGUAUUCGACUCUGGAAUAUGCGGUUCGACGCCAACUGCGAAGACAUUCUCCGCCGACCGUCGGCUGCAUAG